CCGGGUUCUACACGUUUACAGAAAAAUAUAAUCUCUACACAAUUCGGUCUAAAUGAAGCUAUCAAAUUAAUUUGAUUUGGUCAACACGACUUCACUAUGAUGCAUGAGGCAGUAGAGAGUCUACAGACUGCAAUUAAAAGUAACAGAACAGACAUAGUUCGCUCAAUUCUGUCUGCUUAUGAGAGAGGUGAGAUUGAGGAAGCAGAAGGUGUUACCUUGCAUCAUGUUUUAAACUUUGUUGAUGAGGAAGAAGGGACUCUCUUGCACUUAGCAACAAAGUUGGACCAGCCUGAUACAAUUCGAACUUUGCUGUCAUCAGGCUCUGAUCCUGGGAUCCAUGACGAGGCUGGAAAGACCCCUUUUGAUUGUGCAACAAGUGCCAAGGUACAAGGGGUCUUCAAUGAGGAGCUGCUUCAGUCAAUUGCUACAUCUAAUGUAGGGCGUGUUUGUCAACUGGUAGCAGCAGGUGUUGAUGUUAACCUCUGCGACACACCCAAGAGUAGGAAUACGCCACUUCACUGGGCAGCGUCAUAUGGCAACAAAGAAGUAGUCCAAUGCUUAUGUGCCAGGAAUGCAGAUCCAAAUGCUGUGAACUCUUACGGAGCCACACCCCUACAUGAUGCCAUAAUGCGAGGGGACGUGGACAUAGUGGAGGAAAUCCUACUCUCAGGUGCAGAUAUACAUAAAAAGGCUACAUCAGGGAAAUUCUCAAAUAAAAGUCCUUCAGACUUGGCAUUUGGUAACUCAGAACUGGUAAAGGUGCUUGAAAAGGUGCAGCCCACAAAGGCAGCAUCAAGUCAACAAGUAAACGGUGCAAAUGGUGACUCUGAAACAUCUGGAGCUGAUUUUGACCUCAGGACUCCAAUCAGACGGCAAAGUAGCAGGGCUUCUAUAGAAUCAGGCAAAGAUCUCAACAAUGGGCAUCUGGGCUCAUCAUUUAUAGCACAGUCAUCUUCUGAAAAGUUGGAUGUCUUGAUGUCUAAUAGUUGCAUCUCUACCCCUCCGUCACCCCUAGUAACAGACAGCAGGCUCCACCUGGUGUGGCCCCGGCCUAAGAAAAUAAUCCAAAUUGAAGCGCCAUGUUUCAAAUGCCUCAAAGUCCUUAAUGUUUCUGUACUCAGCAGUGAAAAUAAAGAACACUAUCAUCAAAUAUGUGACCUUUGGGAGGUUCAUAAAAAUUAUCUAGUGACUAAAGGCCUCACAUUGAAUGUUGAAUUCACUUCGGGACUACAAUCCAUGAAUCAAGAGCUAUCUAUAACUUGCCAAGUGAACCAAAGAUUGUUUAAAUCAUCUGAAAGCUAUACUGUAUCAGUCAGACAAAAUAUGGUGCGAUUGCUGGCCAGUGAUAUGACUGGUAUGUUAUAUGCCAUCAAUACAUUUAUACAGCUGAUUUCUCUCUGUGAUGAUGGGGCUUCUGUACCUGCUUUACAGAUUAAGGACUGGCCCUGUUUAAAGGAGCGUAGUGUAAGUUUAGAUAUGUCAAGGGGCAGGAUACCAAAGUUAGAUGUGUUGUACAGCUGGGUGGACAGUCUGUCCUAUCUCAAAGUAAACCACAUUCAUCUCUAUACAAGGUUCAAGAAGCCUGUAUCCGGACCUAAUACCUGGCAGUUCUGUUAUAGUAAAAAGGAAUUAUUGGAACUCUCUCGCUAUUGCGCUGUACGCUGUGUCUGCCUGACCCCUGUGCUGGACAUAGACAGUAAGGUGGACUUUCUAGACCUUGGCUCACUUUAUGGAACUUUUCAGGAAUUUCUCAUGUGUUUUGCAAACUCAGGAUACUUAAAUAUAGGACCACGGCUGAGUAGUUUCCUCCUAGAUACUUUAGAAGAAGGCACUUUGUGUUUAGAAGAUGGCCUUAGAUUGCUCCCUAUAUCCAGUACAGAUACAGUGAGACUAUGUGCCCAUGUCUUUCACGACAACCUAGAUCUGUUAGAGCUCCUGCCUUCAAAUGUUGUCCUUAUGGAAUAUGGAUUCCAGGCUUACUAUGACUUCCAAAAGUUUGCUAAAGUUUACUCAGAAUCAAAUGUCUCAUUUUGCACAUGCCCUGGUACUGCUGCAUGGAACAGUAUUGGAGGUUGUCCAGAGGCUGCAGUGGCUAACAUUUCCAAUUCAAUUCAAAGUGCAAUAUCCCAUGAAGCUCUGGGAAUACUAAUCUGUGAUUGGUCAGGAAUAGGUCACAUGACACAUCAACCAAUCAGCUGGCCUGGAUUCCUGGUGGCUGCAGGACUCUCCUGGAAUUCUGAUAUAAAUAUUGAUUUCAUGCAUGCUAAUCUCGUGGAGCUGGUGAACAAUCAUGUGUUCUUUGAUCGGGGAUGUGUCAGCGGUCAGGUGGUCAUAGAACUAGGAAGAGCAGAGACGUAUCUACUGAGGUGCUCUCGUAAUCAACCAGAUAAUGAUAGUAGUAAUCUACCAGCAGAACAGGGAUCAAUUUUACACCAACUUCUAACCCAGCCAGACAUGGUGACUCUUGAACAUCUUACACCAGAGACAUUCCAGAAAACUAUGCGUCACAUCAGGAAGUGUCAAAGUGAACUCAACAAAGCUGACCUACAACAUGUACAUGAUAAACACAUUGUGUCUGAAUUGCAACUUACUGCUGAUCUUAUGCUCUUGGCAUGCAGAAUUGGGAGAUCACUGGUGCACAUAGGAAAACGUCCAUCUGGAGAUGCAGGCUGUGCUGUCAUAAACCUAGGAGUAGCUAACCUACCAGCAACUACUAAAACAGAUCUUGCUAAUAGAUUAUUGGGCCUUAUAGAGCAGUACAAAACACUGUGGACAGAACACUACUUAGAUAUUGGCCUCAAGGAAUCCCUAGUUUUAUUAUCUGCCAUAUUAAAACAGUGCAUACCCAACCAGGCAGACAUGCCAGCAGCACAUACUAAACACUAACCAGAAAUAACCAUUCUGAAAUCUGAAGGCUUUUUUAGUUCAUAGAUGGGAUAACCAAGGAUUACAUGUAAUGGAUAACUUGUAUUUUCAAUUUGUGCCAAAUUUUAUAUUUGAAUGGCUUGGAAUGUGUUUUUGAAUCAUUUGGAGCAUUUUCUAUCUUGAGGAUGACUGGAACUAUACCUUCAUUUUACAGUUAAUGUUUGACCAAUCACAGAGCUGACUGCAUAGCUCCUCUUGCGAUAUCUUUAAAACAUUUAGAUAUUAAUGAUCGACUUCGAUUUGCUUAGUGAAUCAAGAGUUUUAUCAUUAAUUUAAAAAGUGUGGGACAUUAGGUAGCUCAGUCUUGCCAGGGGUUGUUAUCCUCUUUGGUAUUUCCUCCUAUGUUGGCACAGGAACAUCAGAUUAAAAAUCUAGAGGGUGUAGAAAUUUUAGUAAAAGUGGGACUUUGUAAAAGCUGGGCUUUCAUUUUUAUGUCACCACCAUAAUAAGUGGUGGCAUAUUGUAACCUGUAUAGUCUCCAACUUUUU
This is a messenger RNA of Owenia fusiformis, 3413 nucleotides long. Lineage: Eukaryota; Metazoa; Annelida; Polychaeta; Sabellida; Oweniidae. The record is from the annotation of a GenBank genome assembly.